UUAAUUUGCAUAUCUUUUGGAAAGUAUAUAUGUAAACCCCAACAAAUCGAUAAUCAAACGCAUUCGAAUCAAGUUGAAGUUGUUGGAGGUCUUGGAGAGAACCAGAGAAGAUGGAUUUUGAAUUGAGAAGAGCGAGAGAGAAAUUAGAGAAAGAGCAAAAGGACAGGAAAGAGAAGGCUAAGUUAAGGUUGGAAAGAGAGAGAAAAGCCAAACAAGAAGCUCUUCGUCAGCGUGAGGCGAUCGAGGCUGCUCAACGAUCUCGUAGAAUCGAUGCCAUGGAAGCCCAACUUAAGGCAGACCAGCAGAUGGAAGAAAGUAUACUUGCUGGGAGAGGGAUUUCUUUUUAUCGUGCUCUAGAGGCUGCACCGUUUGAGGGUUCUGGAGAUAAGAUAAAACUUCCCCCUUCCUGUUUCACUGAAUUAUCCGAGCAAGGGGCAUUUGACAAGGGUCCUCUGCAUUUCCAGUUGUCAGUAGUUCGCCAAGAUGAAUCUUCUUCACAAGCAAAGCCUGCUGAAAGUCUAGGCCAUGGGUCAACCCAUGCUGGCGUCUUAGAGUUCACUGCAGAAGAAGGUUCUGUCGGGAUCCCUCCUCACAUUUGGAACAACUUAUACUCCAAACAAGAUCCCAAAACUCCUUUAGUUGAAGUACGAUACGUGUGGCUAGCAAAAGGAACAUAUGCAAAGCUUCAAUCAGAAGAACUCGGGUUCUCAGAUAUACCCAACCACAAAGCUGUCCUUGAAACAACCCUUCGCCAGCAUGCAACUCUUUCUCAAGAUGAUGUUUUGACGGUCAAACAUGGUGUAUUGACUUAUCAUCUGCGUGUUCUUGAGCUGAAACCGUCACCAAGUGUAUCUGUUCUUGAAACAGAUAUCGAAGUUGACAUUGUGGGUCCUGAUUCACUUCCCGAAAGAAGCAACCAGCAUGUGCUGAAACCACUGACCUUUGGGAAAUCUGAAUCUGGAGUUAUAAAUGAAAAAGAGUACAUUUAUUACAAAUUUUCAAUAGAUAAUGAUACAUGGGGAAGAAUUUCUUCUGGGGAUGCUGAAAUCGAAGUAAAACUAGAUUCUGAGGCAAAAGAUGGAGAUACCGAUCUAUAUCUUUCACAGCACCCACUCUUGUUUCCGAACACCCAUCAGCAUGGUUGGUCUUCUCAUGAUAUGGGUUCAAAAUCUUUGGUUCUUGGCUCCAAAGAUCACAACUUUGGUGCUGGUACUUACAGUGUUGGUGUAUAUGGGUUCAAAGGAACCACAAAGUAUCAUGUUUUAGUAACUUUGCAAGAUUCUUCCAACACAAAGGUGGGACAACAACCUGUGCCAUCUUCUUCACAGGGGUCAACAGCAGAUACUGUAGAGUGCAGCAAUUGCAAGCAUUAUAUACCCUUGAGAACCAUAGCACUUCAUGAGGCAUAUUGUAGAAGACAUAAUGUCAUCUGUCAGCAUGCUGGUUGUGGUGUUGUUCUCAGGAUCGAAGAGGCCAAGAACCAUGUGCACUGCGAGAAAUGUGGACUAGCUUUUCAUAGUGACGAGAUAGGGAAACAUAUGAAAGUGUUCCAUGAGCCGCUAUGCUGUCCGUGUGGUGCCAUUCUUGAGAAAACACAGAUGGUGCAACACCAGAACUCAGAUUGCCCGUUACGUCUUGUUACAUGUCGGUUUUGUGGGGACAUGGUUGAAGCUGGGUCGUUGGCUGUUGAUGCACGUGAUCGGUUAAGGGGACUCUCAGAGCAUGAGAGUCUUUGUGGGUCGAGAACUGCUCCUUGCGACUCUUGCGGUCGGGCAGUCAUGUUGAAAGAAAUGGAUAUUCAUCAAAUAGCUGUUCACCAGAAGAACUGAAACUGCAGUGAUAGUGAUUCAUUGCAACUCUAUGAAGGCAGUGUGCAUCAAUGGUGUAAAUGGAUGUUGUUGGUGGUGGUUUGGUCUUUAUACGUGAGCCAUUAAGUCAACUCGGUUUUCUUGAUUUUAGCCAACAGCAGAUUUGUAUGAAACAUGGUUUGGGGAAGGUAUUGUGUUUUAUUUUAUUUUUCAAUAUUAAUCAAAAAGUAUUUAUCCCACCCU
Molecule: messenger RNA, 2051 nt
Organism: Cynara cardunculus var. scolymus (artichoke)
Lineage: Eukaryota; Viridiplantae; Streptophyta; Magnoliopsida; Asterales; Asteraceae
Exons: 3
Coding region: 111-1829 (572 amino acids)
Cellular component (GO): VCP-NPL4-UFD1 AAA ATPase complex
Molecular function (GO): polyubiquitin modification-dependent protein binding
Source: RefSeq, a predicted model, not a curated record